This is a messenger RNA of Amyelois transitella, 1474 nucleotides long. RefSeq lists its product as uncharacterized. The record is from RefSeq and is a predicted model, not a curated record. NCBI's taxonomy places the organism in Eukaryota, Metazoa, Arthropoda, Insecta, Lepidoptera, Pyralidae. Gene Ontology annotation, cellular component: chitin-based extracellular matrix. Gene Ontology annotation, molecular function: structural constituent of chitin-based larval cuticle. The coding region runs from base 41 to 1114 and encodes 357 amino acids. The transcript is spliced from 4 exons.
AACAGUUCCCAUCGAGAUUCCGGCGCGGAAGGACAUCACGAUGAAAUUGCUUUGCAUCCUCGCCGCCUUCCUGGCAAUAUCGCUAGGAGAAGACACAGACCAAAAGGAGAUUGAGGAUUCAGAAGCGGCCGCGUCCGUGGAACUCCUUAAGACAAGUUCAGACGUCCUACAGACAGCUGCAAGUAGCUACAACUACUAUCCCAGCAAAUAUGUAGAGCCGAAAAACAACGCUUACUACCCCCCCACUCCCAGUAACAAUAACUACAACCAACAAUCCUACUAUCCUAAUCAGAAUAAUUAUUAUCCCCAAAAUAACUAUGUCCCAACACAAAAGCCUUUCAACCCUCUUCAAGGUAAUUAUCCACCACCUCAAAGCAGCUAUGUGCCUCCUCAAAAUGACUAUAUUCCCCCCCAAAAUACAUAUGUACCCCCUCAGAAUGACCCGUAUGUUCCGCCCCAGAAUACAUAUGUGCCGCCAAAUAACAACUAUGUGCCACCAAAUAACAACUAUGUGCCUCCAAACAAUAACUAUGUGCCCCCGAACAAUAACUAUGUCCCUCCUAGCAAUACCUGGAAUCCCCCAGCGAAUCCUACAACGACGACACCAAGUUCCAUCAUCAAGAAUGAAAUAAACUUCGGUGACAAUGGCAGCUACAAAUACGAGUACGAAAUAGCCGACGGCACCCACGCUUCUGAAGAAGGCUACCUACUGUACCCUAACACUGAACAGGAGAGCCUGGUGAAAAAAGGGUGGUACUCAUACAAGGGUCCCGAUGGAAAGAUCUACACCGUCACGUGGUGGGCCGACCAUACCGGGUUCCAUGCCAGCGGGGACCACAUACCCACGCCGCCGCCUAUCCCACCGGCAAUUCAAGCAUCCAUUGAACAGAACGCGAAAGAAGAAGCUCAGAAAGAGGCAGAGAAGAACAAGCAGCCACAGCAGACAUACCCCACUCCAGUCCAAAGCCCCCAACCAGGGUACCCCACACAGGCCCCGUACCCCACACAGCCAACCUACACCCCCCAACCCGGGUACUACCCCCCACAACAACCGUUCUACCCCCCUCAACAAACUUACUAUCCCCAACAGAAUCCUUCAUAUGGUAAAAAAUAACGACUCUAGAUUUAGAAUGGAAUAAACAUCUGAAUCGAAUCACUUCAUCUACUUGAUAAAGAUAAUAGGGUGACACUAUGAAGUCUAGAUUUCAAAAUGUGCCACGCCCAUCUCUGCAGUUACCUCAAAUGAUAUAGUUAACCGUAAGAUAUUAGAUUAAUAUGAUAAUGUAGACUAAAUUAAUACAUUUUGAAGUGAUUUGAUUCCAGAAGUUCCGUAUGAUAAAAGGAAUUCACUUUGAGUUUUAAGUACGUUAAUCAGUAAUCAUAAUCACGAUUAAUAUUGUGAGUACGAUUACUGUAGCAUGAAAGGUUGUGAUAAUUAAGAGUGCCAAUGUAUAAAAUAAAUUUUGUGAUAUAA